GUGGCUUGGAUGGUUUCAGUUGAUCUUUCUCCUAAUUUCUUCCUAGUUUGCAGUUUGGUGAUGGCUUCAGCUCCGGGCAUUGUGUCAUUGGUGCCAGAAUGGUCUCCUACUCUUCUCUCUGCAUUUACUGGCGGUGGCCUAAAGGACUGAGAAAGGCACAACUAGUAUCUGUCCUUUGUGCUGGGUUUUUAAUCCAGCUAUCCCUAGGCUCACUGUACACAUAUGGUAACCUUGCUCCUUAUAUAGUGUCCUAUGUGAGGGAGAGAUCACACCCUACUUCAUUGCGAUACACUGAUGCUACGUUUGUCUUUGCCUCUCAGAUAGCAGGCCAGGGUCUUAGCAUGGCUUUCGGCGGGUUCCUAGAGAAAAGGUUUGGUCCCAGGCUCGUGUCUUUGUUUGGCGGUUGGUUCAUGAGUUUAGGUGUACUCCUCACGUACUUUUCAAUUCAAAAGUCUUUCUGGCUCCUCCUCCUGACGUAUGGUUUCAUGUUUGGACUGGGUAUUGGUAUUGCAUACAUUGGUCCCAUAUCCUGUGCCAUGAGGUGGCUGCCUAAAUGGAAAGGGAUUGCCACUGGAAUUGUAGUGUCUGGAUUUGGUCUGAGUGCCCUAUUCUUUGAUACAAUAGAGUCGGAGUACAUUAAUCCACACAAUAAGAAUCCUGAUGUAGCUCCUUUUAAAGACUACCCCAAAGAGAAAUACUUUUCUCAACCGGAUGUCAUCGAUCGCGUUCCAUCUGUGUUUUUGGUCCUUGGUAGUCUCUUUGCAUUCAUACAAAUUUUGGGAGCAAUUUUUCUUGUUAAUCCUGCACCUUCUGAUGACAUAGUUGUUGAAUAUCAUCAAUCUGCUAAUUGUGAAGAGAAAAGCUCAUUUGUUAAGGAUAAUUCAAAAGAGCAAAAAGAAAGCAAAGAAAUACUUGCAUCACCAAUUGAAGACUCUGCUCCAAAAACAGCAGACAAAUAUUCAAACAAAAUGACCAAGACUGAUGACACAUGUGAAAAGAAUAAUGACAAGGGAGCAGAUUCAAGUCCUGAUUCCUUUAAGGCUAAUGUCAUUAGUUUAUUUAAGAGGCCAGAGUUCUAUGUGCUUUGGCUAAUGUUCUUCUGUAUUGGCAUAAUCUGCACUUUCACUGCUUCUCUAUACAAAAGCUUUGGAUUUGAGAUUGUUACAUCUGAUGACACUUUGCUUUCUCUAAUGGGAGCAAUCGCUGCAAUUUUUAACUGCCUUGGACGAAUUAUCUGGGGCCUUACUGCAGACCUGACGGAUUACAAUUUUGCUUUUGUCCUUCAAGGAAGCCUAAUGAUCUUUCUCAUCUCCAAUCUCUUUUCUGCUGGUUUUGCUGGUAAGGGGAUGUUCUUUGUCUGGGUCUGUGCCAUUUUCUUUUGCAUUGGUGGCUAUUUCUCUCUCUUUCCAAGCAUCUCUACAUCUUUAUUUGGUUCCAAGUAUUCAAGUAUGAAUUAUGGGUUUCUGUUCACUGCUAAUGCCGUUGGAAGUCUGACAGGUGCUUUUAUAUCUCAAUGGCUUGUGAGACUUUUGGAGUGGUAUGGUGUCUUCUUUCUGUUAUCUGGCAUACAUGGUACUCAGCUAGCUUUGUCAUUCUUUCUGUGCUAUAUCAUGCAGCAAAGAAAGAAAAAAUGAAACUUUUUUCAAGGACAUUUAUUUUUAAUUGUAGUUUUAUCAUUGCAUUGCUUUUUUGCUGCUUGCAUUAUAAAAAUUGAGGUGGAGCUCAUUAACUUUAGAGGU
Amphimedon queenslandica is the source of this 1739-nucleotide messenger RNA. Its product is annotated as oxalate:formate antiporter-like. Gene Ontology annotation, molecular function: transmembrane transporter activity. Bases 99 to 1634 code for a protein of 511 amino acids. The record is from RefSeq and is a predicted model, not a curated record. Gene Ontology annotation, biological process: transmembrane transport. The transcript has a single exon. NCBI's taxonomy places the organism in Eukaryota, Metazoa, Porifera, Demospongiae, Haplosclerida, Niphatidae.